AUGUUUUUUACUUAAGGACUUGGUUAAAUAUGGAAAUGUGAAAGAGGACUUAAUUAAGUAGAAGUGUGCCUCUUUUCAUAUGUCCUUCUUCGCUUCUCAACCUUUUCUUUUAUUUAAUCUGUUAUAUUUGUCUGCAAAAUUGGUUCCAAUUGGAAAUGCUCAGCCUUCCGAUGUAAAUAUUCAUUAAAAAUUGAAUCAAAUCUUAUUCUAUAUAGUUUAACUUCUCUUGGUGAUCUAAGAAAGCUUUCAAAGAAUUGUUAAUUUGCCUUUGGUGAAAAAUAUUUAGAAUUCAUUAAUGUUAUAAAUAAACUUAUUCAUUAAAUAUUUUAUUAUGAUAAAAAAUUCAUUCAAAAAGCUACAAUUUAAUAAGAUCAUUCUUUAUAUUACCAACUGGUAUUAUAAAAUGUUCCAGCAAAACAAAAUAACAAAAUUGCCAUAGUAUAAUAAGAAUAUAUAAUCAAGAUUCUAAUAUGUCUUAAAAAGGAUCACCAACAACAGUAUAACCUAAAAUGA
Messenger RNA from Paramecium primaurelia, 513 nucleotides. The record is from the annotation of a GenBank genome assembly. Lineage: Eukaryota; Ciliophora; Oligohymenophorea; Peniculida; Parameciidae.